Molecule: messenger RNA, 8565 nt
Organism: Ictalurus punctatus (channel catfish)
Lineage: Eukaryota; Metazoa; Chordata; Actinopteri; Siluriformes; Ictaluridae
Gene: nf1b
Product: neurofibromin 1b
Exons: 57
Coding region: 186-8429 (2747 amino acids)
Biological process (GO): regulation of GTPase activity
Source: RefSeq, a predicted model, not a curated record
GCUGCUUCAGUGGAGAGGAGGGACUCAAACUUCCGCCACCGUCAUGGCGGCACCGUGCAGCUUCUGAUAUGGAAAAAAAGGAGAAAACAACAAGGCAGCCCUCCCCCGUGCGUUCCCUGACCACGGACUACGAGGAUUAAGGGGUCAGAAAGCUCAGGAAAGGCGUUUAUUUUGGUGUGCAGGUCAUGGCGGCUCACAAACCCGUUGAAUGGGUUCAGGCCGUCAUUAACAGAUUCGACGAGCAGCUUCCAGUCAAAGCCGGGCAACAGAACACGCACACCAAAGUCAGCACGGAGCACAACAAGGAAUGUCUGAUCAACAUCUCCAAGUACAAGUUCUCGCUGGUCAUCAGCGGCCUCACCAACAUACUGAAGAACGUCAACAAUAUGAGAAUUUUCGGUGAGGCUGCAGAGAAGAACCUCUAUCUGUCUCAGCUCAUCAUCUUGGACACGCUGGAGAAGUGCCUCGCGGGGCAACCCAAAGACAGCAUGCGUCUUGACGAGACGAUGUUCGUGAAGCAGCUCCUGCCAGAGAUCUGUCACUUCAUCCACACGUACAGAGAGGGGAAUCAGUACGCCGCCGAACUGCGUAGCUCCGCCUCCGGGGUUCUGUUCUCGCUCAGCUGUAACAACUUCAACGCCGUCUUCAGCCGCAUAUCCACCCGGUUACAGGAACUGACCGUGUGUCUAGAAGACACGGUGGACGUCCACGAUAUCGAGCUCAUCCGCUACAUCAACGUGGACUGCUCCAAACUCAAAAGACUCCUGCAAGAAACGGUGUUCAAAUUUAAAGCCCUGAAAAAGCCUGCGCAGUUGAGCGUCAUCUACAGUCUAGAGAAGGCAUUCUGGAAUUGGGUGGAGAAUUACCCCGACGAGUUCACUAUGCUGUACCAGCGACCACAGACAGACAUGGCUGACUGUGCAGAGAAGCUCUUUGACCAGGUCGACAGUUUUGCUGAGAGCGCGAAGAGGAAGGCAGCUGUGUGGCCGCUGCAGAUCAUCCUCCUCAUCCUCUGCCCCAACAUCAUACAGGAGCUGUCACGAGAGCCGCUGGAGGAAAGCAAGGUCAACAAGAAACUGUUUAUAGAGAGUCUGAGGAAAGCUCUGGUCGGACACGGGGGCAGCAAGCAGCUGACGGAGAGCGCAGCCAUCGCUGGCGUCAAACUGUGUAAAGCUUCCACCUACGUCAACUGGGAGGAUCACUCCGUCAUCUUCCUCCUGGUGCAGUCCAUCGUUGUGGAUCUGAAGGCUCUGCUGUUUAACCCCGCUAAGCCGUUCUCGCGUGGUGCAGGCUGUCAGAGCGCAGACUUGGACCUGAUGAUUGACUGCUUCGUCUCCUGCUUCCGCAUCAACCCACACAAUAACCAGCAGUUUAAAGUCUGCUUGGCUUCGUCUUCACCGUCCACCUUCCACUUUGUCUUGGUGAACUCCCUGCACAGAAUCAUCACGAACUCUCCACUCGACUGGUGGCCCAAGAUCGAUGCUGUGUAUUGUUACUCAGGCGAGCUGCGCGUCAUGUUCGCAGAGACGCUGGGCUGCAGCACUCAUACUCCCGUGCGUAUGACGAGUCUGACAUUUAAGGAGAAGGUGACCAGUCUGAAGUUUAAAGAGAAGACCGCUGACCUGGACACCAGGAGUCAUAAGCAUCUGCUGCUGGCUCUGGUGAAGCUCAUCCACGCCGACCCCAAGCUCCUGCUGAAUAACCCAGGGAAGCAGGGUCAGGAGAUCCAGAGCAGCACAGCCGAGCUCAUCAAAGGGCUCAUGCAGCUGGUGCCCCUCGCCAACCUGGGGGAAAUUUCCCAGGAGGCCAUGGAGGCUUUGCUGGUCCUGCAUCAGCCAGAAAUCAUCGAGCUGUGGAAUCCUGACGCUCCCAUGGAGACCUUCUGGGACAUCAGCUCCCAGGUUCUUUACUUCAUCUGCUCGAGGCUCAUCGGCCACCAGCAGAUCAACAGCACCGAGGUCCUCAAGUGGCUCCGAGAGAUCCUCAUCUGCAGGAACAAGUUUCUCCUCCGGAACAAAGACCGUGCCGCGAAGGGCAGCGGCAUCCUCAGGUGUAGGCAGGCCCAGGCCAAGCUGGAGGUGUGUCUCUACACGUUCCUGUGGAGCCCAGACAUGGAGGCCGUGCUGGUGGCCAUGUCCUGCUUCAGGCACCUGUGCGAGGAGGCCGACAUCCGCUGUGGCGUGGACGAGGUGCCCGUACAGACCAUCCUUCCCAACUACAACACUUUCGUGGAGUUCGCCUCCGUCAGCAACAUGAUGGCGACAGGUCGUUCAGCCUUACAGAAGCGAGUAAUGGCUUUGCUCAGGAGGAUAGAGCAUCCCACUGCUGGCAACACUGAGGCCUGGGAGGACACGCAUGCGAAAUGGGAACAUGCCACCAAGUUAAUCCUGAACCACCCAAAAACCAAGUUAGAAGACUGUCAGGAAUGGAUAAACAUGACGGGUUUCCUGUGCGCGCUGGGCGGAGUGUGUCUGCAGCAGAGGAACCCCCCAGGUCCUGUCACCUACAGCCCCCCGAUGGGUCAGCUGAGCGAGCGGAAGGGCUCCAUGGUGUCCAUGGGCUCGUGUGAGGGCAACGCCGAGACGCCACUCAGUAAGUUCCUGGACCGGCUGCUCUCGCUCAUGGUGUGCAGCCACGAAAAGGCCGUGCAGAUCCGCAACAACGUCAAGGACCUGGUGGGUCUGGAGCUGAGCCCGGCUCUCUACCCCAUGCUCUUCAACAAGCUCAAGAACAGCAUCAGCCGCUUCUUCGAAGCACAAGGACCGGUGCCAAUCAACGAGACGAACACGCAGUUUGUGGAGCAGACCAUCGCCAUAAUGAAGAACCUGUUAGAUAACCACACAGAAGGUAGCUCUGAACAUCUAGGCCAGGCCAGCAUCGAGACCAUGAUGCUCAACCUGGUCAGGUACGUGCGCAUUCUGGGCAACAUGGUCCAUGCCAUCCAGAUCAAAACCAAGCUGUGCCAGUUGGUGGAGGUGAUGAUGGAGCGCAGAGACGAUCUGUCCUUCUGCCAGGAGAUGAAGUUCAGGAAUAAGAUGGUCGAGUAUCUCACAGACUGGGUAAUGGGAACCUCCAACCAAGCAGCUGACGAUGACGUCAAGUGUCUGACGAGGGAUCUGGACCAGGCGAGUAUGGAGGCUGUGGUGUCUCUGCUGGCCGGGUUACCGCUCCAACCGGAGGAAGGAGACGGUGUAGAACUCAUGGAGGCCAAGUCUCAACUCUUCCUUAAGUACUUCACACUCUUUAUGAACCUGCUGAAUGAUUGCAGCGAGCCGGAGGACGACGGACAGCAGGUACCCGGCCGUAAGCGGGGCAUGUCGAGACGCCUGGCGUCUCUGCGCCACUGCACUGUGCUGGCCAUGUCCAACCUGCUCAACGCCAACGUGGACAGCGGCCUCAUGCACUCCAUCGGUCUGGGCUACCACAAGGACCUGCAGACCCGCGCCACCUUCAUGGAGGUCCUCACCAAGAUCCUGCAGCAGGGCACCGAGUUCGACACGCUGGCCGAGACGGUGCUGGCAGACCGCUUCGAGAGGCUCGUCGAGCUCGUCACCAUGAUGGGCGACCAGGGAGAGCUGCCCAUCGCCAUGGCGCUGGCCAAUGUGGUGCCUUGUUCUCAGUGGGACGAGCUGGCUCGGGUUCUGGUCACACUGUUUGACUCGCGUCACCUCCUUUACCAGCUGCUGUGGAACAUGUUUUCUAAGGAGGUCGAGCUUGCCGACUCCAUGCAAACACUCUUCAGAGGGAACAGCCUGGCCAGUAAAAUCAUGACCUUUUGUUUUAAGGUUUACGGUGCUACGUAUCUGCAGAAGCUUCUGGAGCCCCUCCUUCGUGGAGUCAUAACAGCUCCCGAGUUGCAGAUGAUCAGUUUCGAGGUGGAUCCCACCAGACUGGACCACAAUGAAGUGUUGGAGGAAAACCAGCGUGACCUGCUGACCAUGACCAACCGCUUCUUCCUGGCCAUCAUUAACUCCUCGAGUGAAUUCCCACCACAACUGAGGAGUGUGUGUCACUGCCUGUUCCAGGCUACUUGCUACUCUCUACUGAAUAAAGCCACAGUUAAAGAGAAAAAGGAAAGUAAAAAAUCAGUGGUGAGUCAGCGUUUCCCUCAGAACAGCAUCGGUGCGGUGGGCAGCGCCAUGUUCCUGCGCUUCAUCAACCCAGCCAUCGUCUCCCCGUACGAGGCCGGGAUCCUGGAUAAGAAGCCUCCUCUGAGAAUAGAGCGAGGACUCAAACUCAUGUCCAAGAUUCUACAGAGCAUCGCCAACCACGUGUUGUUCACAAAGGAGGAACACAUGAGACCUUUCAACGACUACGUGAAGAGCAAUUUCGAAGCAGCCAGAAAAUUUUUCUUGGACAUUGCGUCUGAUUGCCCUGCCAGCGACUCGGUGAACCACAGCCUCUCGUUCAUCAGCGACGGCAACGUGCUGGCUCUGCACCGGCUCCUGUGGAACAACCAGGAGAAGAUCGGCCAGUACCUCUCCAGCAACAGGGAUCAUAAAGCAGUGGGUCGACGUCCCUUUGACAAGAUGGCAACUCUCCUGGCCUACCUCGGACCUCCUGAACACAAACCGGUAGCUGACACCCACUGGUCCAGCCUGAACCUGACCAGCUCCAAGUUUGAAGAGUUUAUGACCAGGCACCAAGUCCAUGAAAAAGAAGAGUUCAAAGCUUUGAAAACCCUCAACAUUUUUUACCAGGCAGGAACGUCUAAGAACGGCAACCCCGUCUUCUACUAUAUCACCCGCAGGUUCAAAACUGGCCAGAUUAACGGAGACUUGCUCAUCUACCAUGUGCUGCUCACCCUCAAGCCCUACUACGCCAAACCGUACGAGAUAGUGGUGGACCUGACCCACGCCGGCCCCAGCAACCGCUUUAAGACCGACUUCCUCUCCAAAUGGUUCGUCGUCUUCCCGGGGUUCGCCUACGAGAACGUAGCAGCCAUCUACAUCUACAACUGCAACACGUGGGUGCGGGAGUACACCAAGUACCACGAGAGGCUCCUCACCGGCCUGAAGGGCAGCAAGAAGCUGCUUUUCAUCGACUCACCGGCAAGGCUGGCUGAGCACAUCGAGCUGGAGCAGCAGAAGCUUCCGGCUGCCACGCUGAGCCUGGAGGAGGAUCUCAAGGUGUUUCAUAAUGCUCUCAAACUGGCCCACAAGGACACCAAGGUGUCCAUCAAGGUGGGCUCCAACGCCGUGCAGGUGACUUCUGCCGAUCGCACACGGGUCUUGGGCCAGUCCGUCUUCCUCAACGAUAUCUACUACGCCUCGGAGAUCGAGGAGAUCUGCCUGGUGGACGAGAACCAGUUCACGCUGACCAUCUCCAACCAGGGCACGCCGCUCACCUUCAUGCACCAGGAGUGCGAGGCCAUCGUGCACUCCAUCAUCCACAUCCGCACACGCUGGGAGCUCUCUCAGCCCGACUCUAUCCCACAGCACACCAAGAUCAGGCCCAAAGACGUGCCCGGGACGCUGCUCAACAUCGCCCUCCUCAACCUGGGCAGCUCGGACCCGAGUCUCAGGUCAGCAGCUUAUAAUCUCCUCUGCGCCUUAACCUGCACCUUUAACCUGAAGAUCGAGGGCCAGCUGCUGGAGACGUCGGGUCUGUGCAUCCCGGCCAACAACACCCUCUUCAUCGUCUCCAUCAGCAAGACGCUGGCAGCUAACGAGCCCCACCUCACGCUGGAGUUCCUCGAGGAGUGUAUCUCCGGCUUCAGCAAGUCCAGUAUCGAGUUGAAACACCUCUGUCUGGAGUACAUGACUCCCUGGCUGCUCAACCUGGUCCGCUUCUGCAAGCACAACGACGAUGCCAAGCGCCAGCGGGUCACCGCCAUCCUGGACAAGCUCAUCACCAUGACGAUCAACGAGAAGCAGAUGUACCCGUCCAUCCAGGCCAAGAUCUGGGGCAGCCUGGGUCAAAUCACAGACCUGCUGGACGUGGUGCUGGACAGCUUCAUUAAGACCAGUGCUACAGGAGGACUGGGCUCCAUCAAGGCCGAGGUGAUGGCGGACACCGCCGUGGCUCUGGCUUCUGGCAAUGUCAAACUGGUGUCUAGCAAGGUUAUUAUCCGCAUGUGCAAGAUCAUCGAUAAGACGUGCCUGUCCCCGACGCCGACGCUGGAACAGCACCUGAUGUGGGACGACAUCGCCAUCCUGGCACGCUACAUGCUCAUGCUGUCCUUCAACAACCUGCUGGACGUGGCGGCUCACCUGCCCUACCUGUUUCACGUGGUGACGCUGCUGGUGGCCACAGGGCCGCUCUCGCUGCGCGCCUCCACCCACGGCCUCGUCAUUAACAUCAUCCACUCGCUCUGCACUUGCUCGCAGCUCAACUUUAGCGAAGAGACCAAGCAGGUGUUGAGGCUGAGUCUGACCGAAUUCUCACUGCCUAAGUUUUACCUGCUGUUCGGCAUCAGUAAAGUCAAGUCUGCGGCCGUCAUAGCUUUCCGCUCCAGCUACAGGGAUCGCUCCUUCUCGCCGGGAUCGUACGAGCGAGAGACCUUCGCGCUCUCCUCACUGGAGACGGUGACCGAGGCUCUGCUGGAGAUCAUGGAGGCUUGCAUGAGGGACAUUCCGGGUUGCAAAUGGCUUGAUCAGUGGACCGAAUUGGCUCAGAAGUUCGCUUUCCAGUACAACCCUUCUCUACAGCCCAGGGCUCUGGUGGUGUUCGGCUGCAUCAGCAAGCGAGUCACCCACAGUCAGAUCAAACAGAUCAUCCGCAUCCUCAGCAAGGGUCUGGAGAGCUGCUUGAAGGGGCCGGACAGUUACAACAGCCAGGUUCUGAUCGAGGCCACGGUCAUCGCGCUCACCAAGCUGCAGCCCCUGCUGAACAAGGACUCGUCCAUGCACAAGGCCCUGUUCUGGGUGGCCGUAGCAGUCCUGCAGCUGGAUGAGGUGAACCUGUACUCGGCAGGCACGGCCCUGCUGGAGCAGAACCUACACACGCUGGACAGCAUGCACGUCUUCAACGACAAGAGUCCUGAGGAGGUGUUUAUGGAGAUCCGUAAGCCUCUGGAGUGGCAGUGCAAGCAGAUGGAUCACUUCGUCGGCCUCAACUUCAACUCCAACUUCAACUUUGCGCUUGUGGGUCAUCUGCUCAAAGGCUACAGGCAUCCUUCCCCCACCACCGUGGCACGGACGGUGCGCAUCCUGCACAUGCUUCUCAGCCUGGUGGGAAAACACCUCAACUGUGACAAGUUCGAGGUCAACACGCAGAGCGUCGCGUACUUGGCGGCUCUGCUCACCGUGUCAGAGGAAGUGCGCAGCCGGUGCAGUCUGAAACACAGGAAGUCUCUGCUCCUCUCCGACGUUGCCAUGGAGAACGUUCCUAUGGUGACGUACUCGGUGCAUAAUAGUGACCCCGGCUGCAGGACGUUGAGAGAGAACCAUCCCUGGGCGUCUCCUAAAGUUUCCGAGCGGUACUUGGUCGCACACUACCCCGUCGUGGGUCAAAUCAGCCCUCGGACACGGAAAUCCAUGAGCUUGGACAUGGGACAGCCAUCUCAGUCCAACACCAAAAAGCUUUUGGGAACGAGAAAAAGCUUCGACCACUUGAUAUCAGACACUAAAGCACCAAAGAGGCCAGAGAUGGAGUCUGGCAUCACCACGCCUCCCAAGAUGAGGAGAGUAGCUGAGAACGACUACGAAAUAGAAACCCAACGAAUCUCUCAGCAGCACCACCACCUGAGGAAGGUCUCCGUGUCCGAGUCCAACGUCCUCCUGGACGAGGAGGUCCUCACUGACCCGAAGAUCCAGGCGCUCCUCCUCACCGUGCUGGCGACUCAGGUCAAAAACACGACGGACGAAUUCGACCAGAGAAUUCUCUACGAGUUUUUAGCCGAGGCCUGCGUCGUCUUUCCGAAGGUCUUUCCUGUCGUUCAUAACCUCUUGGACUCGAAGAUCAACACGCUGCUGUCCAUGUGCCAGGACCCGAACCUGCUGAACCCGGUGCAUGGCAUUGUACAGAGUGUGGUGUACCAUGAGGAGUCACCACCGCAGUACCAGCCUUCAUAUCUUCAGAGUUUCGGGUUCAAUGGACUCUGGAGAUUUGCUGGGCCUUUUUCCAAGCAAAACCAGAUCCCGGACUACGCUGAGCUGAUCGUUAAGUUUCUGGACGCGCUGAUUGACAGCUAUCUCCCCGGGAUCGAUGAGGAAGGCAGCGAGGAGGCGCUGAGGACACCCACGUCUCCGUAUCCGCCUCCUGUCCAGAGCCAACUCAGCAUCGCUGCCAACCUCAACCUCUCCAACUCCAUGACCUCUCUGGCAACCUCGCAACACUCGGCAGGUGUCGAUAAGGAGAACGUGGAGCUGUCUCCGAGCGCGCCGGUUCCCACCAGUGGACGCGCACGACACGGCUCGGCCAGCCACGUCCAGAAGCAGCGCAGCGCCGGCAGCUUCAAGAGGCCAAGCAUCAAGAAGAUCGUAUGAGAAUGCCGCCCCCUGCUGGGCCACACACUCCAUGCUGCAUUUCUACUCACACACUCCUUCCUUCUGCUCCUCUUAGUUUUUUAUUUUUUUAUUUUUAUUUUCCUCCUCCUUACCUCGGUUUUCAGCCAUACUUUCA